UUUAAAAACCAAUUCUAACAUGAUAAGAUUAAAAAGAUUUUCGUCGCGUCCCUGUCACCUGAAAUGUGUUCAUGCCAUGGUUUAACACGUGUAAAAUUGAAAUAAUCAACAUGAAACAAAUAUACAAAUUAAAAAGUACUACUUUUAUUAGUAUGGAUGCGAAACAUGAUGAUUUCACCGAAUUAGAUAAACAAAAAUUCCGGGAUAUAAAAAAGUCCUUGUGGUUCUACAAGAAUUCAGAAAAAACGACAACUGGUGACGCUUUAAUAGCAGUACUGCGCUCAACUCCAUCACUAAUUGACUUCAAAGAUUUUAGAAAAUUUACGCACUCAGAGUCGAUCCUUCCGACAAUACUAAAUUUAAAACGAAUACCUCGCGACGUUAAGAAAUAUCUUUAUAAACAAAUCAUUUCAAUUGCGACCGUGAAGUAUCCAAACUGUAUAUUUUUUGCGAGCGCUGCCUGUAACGUGGACGCCGUCAAAUCGAUAUUAAAGAACACGAACGAUCCGAAUAUUUUGCACAAGACCAAAGAGGGAAGCACACCGCUGUCGUUUUUGUUAAGAUUCGGGGACUACAAACACGAAAACUUCCUGCAGUGUAUGGAAUUAUUGAUUACUCAAAAUAACAUCAACCAAGUGGACUACUACAACAAAACCCCCUUGAAAGUGGCUUCGGACAACCAUGCGAGCGAAGAAAUCAUACGGAUGCUACUGCUGAAAGGUGCGGAUCGAAGUAAAUGUAAACUUUAUCGCGAAGAAAGAUAUAACGACGUCGUUGACGUUCAAGUCCCUGAAAAACCACCGGAAAUCUUACUGUUCGAAUACGCCAUCCAGGAGAGGCCGACCAAGUUUAAGGAGUUGCUGACCCAAUUUCAGCACUUGAAGGACUACGACGAUGGGGAGAAUACGCUGUUACAAUACUGCAUCAUCUUCGACAAACCGAAAAUUGCCAAAAUAUUGCUGGAACAAAAUUUCAAAGUAAACGUCAACUUCACAACAGCAAGGAACAAUAAGCAUCCACUACUGUUGGCAGCCAUUUUGAACAGAUGGGUAAUUUUCAACUCGAUUCUGGAGAGGAAGGAUUUGGAGAUUGACAGCAACAUGUUCUCGUCGUUUGUUAAGUUCCGAGGCAACGCCAUUAAAAUAAAGUUUUUUAAAAACCUUCUGGAAUACAAACGAUUGAAUGUUGACUUGAGAACGGGCGAUAACAACACACCACUGCAUUUUGCCAUUCGAUUUCACAAUAAACGUGCCAUUCAGAGUUUACUUAAACGAGGAGCAUCACUCACUUAUAAAAAUAAUCUCGGUCAAAGUUGCUUGAAUAUUAUCAAUCCUCAAGAUUUGGAGGAAUACUUUGAUUCUUGUGUAAUUUUCGAUAAUUAUACGGACGACAUACAAAAUCCCGAUUACAAAUUGCAGUUUGAUUUUAGAAUUCUUGUGAAAAAUAAAAGGGCAGUAAGGGGAUUCAAGGAUCAUAUAGAAACGGAUAUAGUAAGAAAGUUAGGUGCUCGUAAACGACUUCAAUAUUUACUUAAUCAUGUGCUGAUUCAAAUGUUAGUAACUCUGAAGUGGCGAAUGGUGAACAGAUUUUUCUAUAUUUGCGUAGGCAUUCGUGUAUUGCAUUUUAUAUAUGCCACUUUUAUUUUGUUACUUUAUCCAUACACUCAUUGGUUGAUAUUAUCUUUUAUUAUACAGAUAGGUUUAAAUUUCCAGUUCCUGUACAGACACCGAAGGGAUUAUAAUGUCCAUUCAGUAUUAGAAACUUUUAAUACAAUUCUUUAUGUGCUUUAUUUUACAAUUGAUAAAUCCAAAUUUAAUAUUGUAUCUUCAAUAGCUUACAUCACAAUGUCUCUUUCGUUUCUGUUACUAUUGGGUUACCAUCCUUCCUUUUCUAAAUGGUCUGCCAUGUUACAAAAAAUCUAUAAAACAUUCUUUCUCUUAUUCUGUUUUUUUAUUUGGCCAAUAAUAUCUUUUUCUCUUGGAUUUUAUCAAUUAUUCAGCCACAGUGAAUCUUUUAAAAAUAUUGAUCUUUCAAUUUUUACAGUUCUCGCUAUGCUCACCGGUGAAUUAAAUGCUAAAGAUAACUUACUUAACAUGGAAGAUAGUAUAAUAAAACAGUUACUAUUUAUACUGUUUGCAAUCUGCAUGACUGUGAUAUUGAUGAAUUUUUUACUGGCUGUGACGAUUUCAGAUAUAGGUAAAAUAGAGCGAAACAGUGAAGUGAUAGCUAUUAAUAAUACCAUAAAAUUCAUUCAGUACUCUGAAAGAGCUUUUUUGAAGAUACCUAGAAGAUUGCUUUUUCUAAAACACUUUGUGAAUAGCCCCUUUAUAUUUCAUAACAAAAACACAUUUGUAUCCAAAGAAGAUUUAGUGCUAGAGGAGGAAGAUCAACUUAUCAACAAAAAAGGCAAAUACAAAAUGAACUGCUAUAUAAAUAAUCUUUACUCAUUCGAGGAGUUUGAUGGUUUAAAAUUAAAUCUUGACAUAAGAUGCAAGAUUCAAAACUUGUAUGAUAUGGUGACAAACCGAAAGAAGACACAACAACAAGAAAAAGAGAGGGAAGAGAAAAUUGACGACAUAACAAAGAGAUUGAGCCAAGUGGAGGAUAUAUCAAAGAAAAUGUAUAUUUUAGAAGAAAUGGUCAAAAAAAUUAACAGUUUGGACGAACUUCUAAAGAAAGUAUGAUGUAAAAUAAAACAAUUUUCCACAUGUG
Molecule: messenger RNA, 2712 nt
Organism: Aethina tumida (small hive beetle)
Lineage: Eukaryota; Metazoa; Arthropoda; Insecta; Coleoptera; Nitidulidae
Product: transient receptor potential cation channel protein painless-like
Exons: 2
Coding region: 72-2684 (870 amino acids)
Molecular function (GO): protein binding
Source: RefSeq, a predicted model, not a curated record